UGUAAAGUUUAGUGAAUAAAGUUAUUCAUUUAAAAUGACCUAUUUAACUUGUGAGAUUCUUCAUUUCAUAGCCUGUGAUUAAUAUAAAGAUUCAAAUAAUCGCGGUAGUUGAUUUUCAAAUGAACGCCAGUCAGCAGAGAACCUUAAGACUAGAAAGGGAAUCCACCAAUCAAAGAAUAAUUCUUUAUAUUAUUCGGUGGAUCCGAAAGGUAGGACGUAACACUAUCCAUACUUUUACUGUUCGAUAAAAUACCGUUGCCACAGAAACAGGAUCAAAACAGUGCAGACAGUGCGUGUUUGCUGUCGUUCAUCAACUAUUAUUUGUUUUUGAAGUUUGUGAACAAAACGCAUAAAAUUUUAUGAAAAAGGAAUAUAAGUACUGGAUAAUUGACAGCGAAAUGGAAGAUUCUGACGAUAUCAGUCCACUCCAGUCAGAAAUUAAGAGCCAAGCGUGGCAAAAAUUAUCGAAGCAAGUUCCAAUAGAAGAACAAAAAUCAGAUGUGAAUUUCGAAAUUCUUGAGGAUGAGGAUGGUGAUGCCGAAUCUCAACAGCCCACCUAUCAAAUUCGUCCAAAACUUUCUGAAAAGUUUAAACCCAUGAAUGCAAAAGAAAUAAUACACAGCGUACUAUACGACCAACUCUCGACAAGAACUUUCAACGAGGAUGAUGCGUAUCAGUGGAGCAAAGAAAUAGCGGACAUAAUCAAAUUGAAAAUGAAGGAAUUGAAGUGCAAAGAGUACAAAUUCAUUGUAAACGUUGUUAUGGGCGAACAGCGUGGCGCUGGUGUAAAAAUGGGAACGAGGUGUAUUUGGGACGCUGAAGCCGAUAGUUACGCCUAUGACAACUUUGUGAACGAUUCGUUAUUUUGCGUGGCCACGGUGUACGCCAUUCACUAUUAUUGAGAAGCAAUCAGGAUGUUUUUCUUUAGAAGACAAUAUCAUUCGAUUUUUUGAAAAGCUGUAUCUAUGUAAGAUUUACAUUUUGUAAUAAUGUCGGGUAUAUUUAUUUUAUUAAGAGUAUAUUUUAAAGUCUUUUCAAGUUUAAUUCCUGUUAUAAUUGUGUCUAUUUUGUGAAACGCAGUCGACAAUUAUCGCUUUUACGCUCGCUAAGUUCUAUAAUUAUUAUAGCACCAUAAUUCACGGAUGAGGUCUACAAAGCUAUGAUUAAAGAGUACAAAAUUAGUCGCAUCAGAGUUACU
Messenger RNA from Belonocnema kinseyi, 1198 nucleotides. Its product is annotated as tctex1 domain-containing protein 2-like. Gene Ontology annotation, molecular function: dynein intermediate chain binding. The coding region runs from base 360 to 902 and encodes 180 amino acids. Gene Ontology annotation, cellular component: intraciliary transport particle A; cilium; cytoplasmic dynein complex. Gene Ontology annotation, biological process: intraciliary retrograde transport. The transcript has 4 exons. The record is from RefSeq and is a predicted model, not a curated record. Lineage: Eukaryota; Metazoa; Arthropoda; Insecta; Hymenoptera; Cynipidae.